CGUCUUUGGUCCCUGGGCUACAGCCAUGGAGGGGCGCAGUUACCAAGCAACCCCCAAGCCGCAGGCGAAGAUUACCCAGAGCAGCCCGCGCCAGGCCCCGCCUUCCGCUUCCGGGUCAGAGGCACCCGGGCUCGGCGAACGCGCUGAGUGGGGGAGGGGAGGCUUUGCACGUGGGUUCAGCAGAAUGACAGUAAAUGAAGAGGGAAAGAGUGUUUGUGAGGAAACAACACAAAAAAAGAAAAAGAAAAAAGUGAAGAGCAUUGGGAGUCAAGCUGUCAUCAAAAUUGAAGACGACCUUCAAUCUGACACACAAGCAGAAACUAAGGUGAAGAAAAAGAAACGUGGAGCAGAAGAGGAUUCAGAUCAGUUAAAUCUUAGUAAAAAGAAAAAGAAAGUUGGCUCCAAAUUAAAGAGAGGAGCAUGUUCGGACAGUCCUGUGACAUUAGAAAGCAGUUCAGAGGCUGAGCCAGUAAAAGAAAUAAAGGAGGAAUUGAAAGUUUUCAAAAAGAAGUCGAAGAAAGGCCAAGGUCUUUCCUUGUUACCGUUGGAGAAUAAUCAGGACAGUGAUCAAUCCCUUCCAAAGAAAUACACAAUUCAUUCUCAGGAAAAUACAGUCACUGAUAAAAAACACAGAGAGAGCAUCUCCCAGGACUGUGAGGGAGACAGUGAAGUAACCAAGAAAAAGAAGAUAAAGAAAGAGAGAGACAUUUCUUCCUUACCAGUGAUAGAAAUUCUAGACAGUGAUCAUGACAUUUCUAAUAAAAACCUUAAAAAAAAAAAUAAAGCCACUUUACAGGAAAAAGCACUUGCUGGUAAAAAACACGGAAAGGAUAUUGCCCAGAACUCUGCAGGAGAGAGUGAUGUCAUGAAGAAAAAGAAUAAGAAGAAAAAGAAAGACAAACAUGACUCCUUACCACUGUCAGGUAAUCAGGACAACAAUCACGGUGUUUUUGAGGAGAACCUUUCAACCUGUGUCUUCAGAAAAAAUCAAGAAACCAAUUCCCAGGAAAACACAUUCAUAAGAAAAAAACUAAAAGAGAACAGUGUCCAGAACUCUGAAAGCGACAGAGAAGUAACCAAGAGGAAGAAAAAAAGCAAAGAUGUUUCUUCCUUAACAUGUGAGGAUAAUCAGGACCAAAGUUAUGGAAUUUCUAAUAAACACCUUCCAGGAAAACAAAAAGCCAAGUCCCAGGAAAAAGCACUCAUUGGUAAAAAACACAGAGAGUAUUCUGAAGAUGACAGUGAGGUAACCAGGAAGAAAAAGAAAAAGAUUCAGAAGGAAGAGGAGGAAGUAACUGAGCCUGUAAACCUUACAGUUGAAGAUGGGGAAAUAUCUGAAGGUGAAAAGAUGACACCAAUUAAAAGUAAUAGAAAGAACAAAAAAAAGAAACCCAAACCAACGGAAGACCUUGCAGUGGAUAAUAUAGAUGAGGGACUUGGUGAAAAUAAUGAUGUGCACUGUGACAAUAAGGGUAAGAAAAGAAAUAAACAGGGAUCGCUGAACUGUACCGAAGAGCCAAGAUUGAAAAAGAAAAAGGUCUUAGUAAAAACAGAAAAGGAGGCAAUGGAAUGUAAGGAUGAUGUAACAGUGGGAAAGGAAAGGAAAGGAAACUGCGAUGAAAUAAAUAUAGACAAGGAAUGUGAGGAUGAUGUAACAGUGGUAAAGGAAAGGAAAGGAAACUGCGAUGAAAUAAAUAUAGACAAGGUUAGACGACAAGCUCUGCAAGAAGAGAUUGAUAGAGAAUCUGGCAAAACGAAGGUUUUCUGAAACAAAGUGAAAUCUCAGGAUAUAAAGUUUGGCCAGUGGAGCACAGCUACUUUUGAAAGUUCAGACCAAAAAACAAAAUUCCUUAAACUGAUGGGUGGUUUUAAAAAGGGCUCUGCCUCAAGCCAGGAUCCACCAGGAACCACAGAAAAACCAAACAUGGCUCUGAACAGGAAAGGUGAGGAAACCUUAAAGCAGACUCUGCAAAUGGAGUUUGAGAAAGCGGUAAACUUGAAGCAACAUAGAGGAAUUGGCCUUGGAUUCCAGCCUAUUGCCAACAAAAAAGUGUACAUAGAUAAAUAUAUUUCUAAAUCUAUUAAAUUUGAGGACUAAACUUUAUUGCAGCAACGUGAGGGGGAUGAAAAACCAUUCAGACUUGGUUUCAUCCCAAGAAAAAAAUGUAGAAAGCAAGUUCAACACCCAGUUUGCCACUUAAGAGCACCAAGUGAUGACGUGACUAGAAAUCUCAGUGCACAUGGAACUAAGUUCUAACCACAGCUGAAUGACAAAUCCCAGUGUAUCUUGGAGGUCUGCCAGUAUGUUCUUUAGUAAUGGGGAGAAAAUCUCCUUCAGCAAAGGUUUGAGACUAGCAGCUGUAGCCUGUGGCUGUUUAAAUCUUGUAAAUAUUUAUUUAGACUUUUAGAAUGCAGAAUGUAUAAAACCCUUUUUAAUACAUUUUAGUGACUCAAGGGCAACAUAAUGGUUCCUUUGCAGUUUUACAGUCCGUCCAUGUAAAAUCCUCUCAUACAUUUUUUGGCUAGUGUGGUGCCAAAUUAUGGCCUUUUGCACUGGAAGAAACAUUAUAGGUAAGUCUAGAAUUUGAUCAACAGGCUACUUUGUUUGCAAAUCUCAUGGUUUUUUUUAAUGGUCUCAAUAGCUUUUUCCUUUUCAAAAAUGCCACAAGCCAAAUCAUUUUUAUUUCCCAAGCUCUCACGAGCAACAUUUUAUUUCAACAUCAAGAACCCAGUUAGUGACUAUCUAUAAGGUAAUUGUGCCGAUGAAUCUUGGUUAUAAUUUCUAUGCAUCAGUUAAGCAUGGCAAGACAUGGAUAGUAACUUUCAAUGAGUCACUGAGCUUACACUUAAUUUCUGCUUCUUCCUUGCUAACUAACAUUGUUCACUAUUUGCAUUAAUCUGGUUUGGUAGCUUCGCUUUAAGGGGCAAAUCCUGGUCCUAGUAAACUGGCAGAAUUCCCAGUGGCUAGUGUGUCCAAGACUAUUUCUCAGAACUGCACAACCCACAUGAAGGUCAAUCAUAGACCUGCAUGAAUGAAAUUCCUGUUUCUUAAGCGUUGGAUUAACUCCUACAUGUAAUGUUGCAUAGUCACAUUUUCACGGGCUGUGUACAAGAGAGCAUGAACUGUAGAAAUGCAACUGUAUAUUUAUUCAAUCUAUGCAUACUUGGAAUUCCAGAGAGCCUGAAUCAGUAAGGGGGGUGUUGUCUCCUUGAAACUCUGAAAAGCUGUGUGUAUGAACAGGUUUAAUAAAUACUUUCACUAAGUGUCCUGUCACUGGUUACGGGGAUGUGGCCACUUCCUGGGUCCAGCAUUUCCACAGCAGUAUGACUCAGUUUACAAGGUAAAAGGCAAAUUAUUUUCCCCAUUUACUUGCUGUUUUGCAGAUGCUCAGUUCUUUCUCAUUGCUCUCUGACAGGCAGGAUGACGUCCGUCCAGGUUUUCCCAUUUGCUAGGCCUACCUCCUCUGCUUUGCCAGCCAUUGCUCUGAAACAAGUGUUAGCCUGCUCUGCUGUACCCCCUCGAGAGGGCAAGUCUCUUGGCAAAGUCUCGUCUGUGUGUACAAAAAACCCCAGGGGUCAUCCAGUGGCUUUUUAGGUAACUCCUAUAAAGGGAGAUUAAAGCCACCCGAUGAGUAGGAAGCCCCCACUAAUCCACUCCAGUACCUCAGACAAGGAAAAGGGGGCAUGGUGACCUUUCUUCCCUCACUGAAAUGUUGAAUCCUUUCUUCUGAGGCUGCCUCAGGUCAAACUCCUCCCCUUGCUGCAUGGGUUACAGCCCUGGACUGCCUCAGGCAGAGCCUCUACCCCUCAUAUUGGAAUUCUCCCCCCUCCAGCCAAGGGAUUGGCUUGCCCAUCACAGCCCUGCAGUUGGCUUUAGCUCCUGCCUCGCUCUUCUCAGGCAGUAGAAGUUUCUCACUAAACAGAAACCUCAAGGUCUGUAGAAUGCUUCUGCUAGACCCACAUUCUAACUUUAACCUUCUCUGGCCAAGACAUGAAGAGUGCCAGCUGUGCUGCUGGAGAUGCCUUCCUUUGUUUUGCUCUGAGCAAGGCAAGGCAAGAGUCUUGGAGAAGCAGAGGAAGGAGUGGGAAAAAUCUUGGCUGGUGAUUUGGUCAGCAUAGGAGUGGAGGAGAGAAACCAACAUCUGCAUUGGGAGCCACAGCAAGGUUAGCCUGGGAUCUGAAAGUCAAACUGGCUUGACGCAGGUAGCACACCUCUACAACAAAGAUGCUGCAGGCUCUAUUACUCUUAAACCUGUGUCAUCAACUGAGGCCUUACUCUCAGGCAAGUAACCAAGAGUAUCAACUGAGGAGUUUCACAGGUUGCUUUGCCAUUGGAACAUAAUGAUGAGUCCAGUUCACUCUCCUCUACUUGGGCUGGUUCUGCAGAACAGCAGGAGCAUGGAGACCAUUUUUAGACACUUUCAAUAGAGUCACACUAUGCACCUUCCUUUCUCGUUUACUGAGUCUUGUUUCAGCAAGGGGUGUGUGUAGAAUUACUCCCCUCAGUGCUUUUCAGACUUGUAUAUUAAAGAAGAGGGCAGGAUCUGAACAUUGAUAGCCUUGUUCUGUGAGGAGCCCUACUUUGGCCCCUGUGCUAGCUAUAUGUAACAUGCACAUUCCUGUGUCUUUCCUUUGCAUUUAGCAGCUGUAAUGUUUAAGAUAUUUGUAUAUAUUUAUAAUGAAAACAUUUUAUUCUUUGUACCUAAACUUCAUUUUACUGUAGCUUUGAAAUUAAGCAAUGGUUUUUAAUGAGA
Messenger RNA from Chelonoidis abingdonii (Abingdon island giant tortoise), 4754 nucleotides. The record is from RefSeq and is a predicted model, not a curated record. NCBI's taxonomy places the organism in Eukaryota, Metazoa, Chordata, Testudines, Testudinidae.